Messenger RNA from Pipistrellus kuhlii (Kuhl's pipistrelle), 1263 nucleotides. It is a transcript of the gene FITM1, whose product is annotated as fat storage inducing transmembrane protein 1. The transcript has 3 exons. The coding region runs from base 177 to 1055 and encodes 292 amino acids. Gene Ontology annotation, biological process: lipid droplet organization; phospholipid biosynthetic process; lipid storage. Lineage: Eukaryota; Metazoa; Chordata; Mammalia; Chiroptera; Vespertilionidae. The record is from RefSeq and is a predicted model, not a curated record. Gene Ontology annotation, cellular component: endoplasmic reticulum membrane.
CCCUCUGCCCUGGCCCCAUACGGCCCCCCGCCCCUCUCCCUCGCCUGCCAGCUGCCAACAGGGCUCUGCUCUGUGUCUGCCACACCUGUCACUGCCUGUCCUUGCCCCGGGGGGGCCCCAUCAGCCCCUCCUCAGCUGCCCAGCAGAGCAAGCAGUUAGUGGGGAGGGGAGGGAACAUGGAGCGGGGGCCGGCGGUGGGGGCAGGGCUGGGGGCCAGGGCCCGAAUCCGGGCAUUGCUGGGCUGCCUGGUCAAGGUGCUGCUCUGGGUGGCCUCUGCCUUGCUGUAUUUUGGAAGUGAACAGGCUGCCCGCCUCCUGGGCAGCCCCUGCUUACGGCGCCUGUACCAUGCCUGGCUGGCAGCAGUGGUCAUCUUUGGGCCCCUUCUUCAGUUCCACGUCAACCCUCGGACCAUCUUCGCCAGCCACGGGAACUUCUUCAACAUAAAGUUCGUGAAUUCCGCGUGGGGCUGGACAUGCACCUUCCUGGGGGGCUUCGUUCUGCUGGUGGUGUUCCUGGCCACACGGCGCGUGGCGGUGACUGCCCGGCACCUGAGCCGGCUGGUGGUGGGGGCCGCCGUGUGGCGGGGGGCUGGCCGGGCCUUCCUGCUCAUCGAGGACCUGACCGGCUCCUGCUUCGAGCCCCUGCCCCAGGGCCUGCUGCUCCACGAGCUGCCUGACCGCCGCAGCUGCCUGGCAGCCGGCCACCAGUGGCGGGGCUACACGGUCUCCUCCCACACCUUCCUGCUCACCUUCUGCUGCCUGCUCAUGGCUGAGGAAGCCGCAGUGUUUGCCAAGUACCUGGCCCACGGGCUGCCCGCCGGGGCGCCCCUGCGCCUUGUCUUCCUGCUCAACGUGCUGUUGCUGGGCCUCUGGAACUUCUUGCUGCUCUGUACUGUCAUCUACUUCCACCAGUACACUCACAAGGUGGUGGGCGCCGCGGUGGGCACCUUCGCCUGGUACCUCACCUACGGCAGCUGGUAUCAUCAGCCCUGGUCUCCAGGGAGCCCUGGCCACGGGCUCUUCCCUCGCCCCCACUCCAGCCGCAAGCGUAACUGAAAGAAAUAAAAGCACGUUAGGCCUGGCUCUGGCCCCUCUCAUCAUUUGGUUGGUGGGACCUGAAAGGAUGGGAAGGGCAAAAAGAGAGGCUGGAAAAUAAAAUAAAUAAAUAUUAGAAAUAAAUAAAAGAGAGGCUGAUGGUCAUGAGAUUCCUCAGCCAUUCCUUGCUGUUAUCAAUUUUGAAUGUCCUCCCUUAUGCUCAAUGGCC